Messenger RNA from Emiliania huxleyi CCMP1516, 3387 nucleotides. It is a transcript of the gene PYC1, whose product is annotated as pyruvate carboxylase. Gene Ontology annotation, biological process: gluconeogenesis; pyruvate metabolic process. The record is from RefSeq and is a predicted model, not a curated record. NCBI's taxonomy places the organism in Eukaryota, Haptophyta, Isochrysidales, Noelaerhabdaceae. The transcript has 19 exons. Gene Ontology annotation, molecular function: ATP binding; pyruvate carboxylase activity; metal ion binding. Bases 1 to 3387 code for a protein of 1128 amino acids. Gene Ontology annotation, cellular component: cytoplasm.
AUGCUGCGCUCCUUUCGUUCGUGCGGCGCACGCAUCGCACCGCCGCCUCUGACGCGGCAUUGGGCGGUUGCGCCGCCGCUGACCCGCCGCUGGGCGUCGACCGGCGCGAUGGCGACGCCACCGCCAGCGCGACCGGGGUGGCGGCCCAUCAAAAAAGUGAGUAUGGUUCGAACUUCGGGUGGCGCGCUGUUGCUCUGCAAGCGCGAGCCGUCGCCUGAGCGCCCUGCCCACUCCCGCGCCGCGCAAGCGUCGGCCUGGCAGCCCCAGUGCGCCGCUCCCUCGCCUGCUCAGAUGGACAUCAAGACGGUCGCCAUCUACUCCAAGGAGGACUUUAACUCGGUGCACAGGACCAAGGCGGACGAGGCCUUUCUGGUGGGGCAGGACAAGUCGCCUGUCGGCGCAUACCUGUCGGCGGAGGAGAUUGAGAACAACGUCGACGCCAUCCACCCAGGCGCGCGACAAGACCAGGCGCCGGCCCGGAACACGCGCUUCGUCGAGCUGUGCGAGCAGGCGGGCAUCACCUUCAUCGGCCCUCCCUCGCAAGUCAUUCAGCGCUUCGGCGAUAAGACGGAGGCGCGGCAGCUGGCUGAGGAGUUCGGCGUGCCGGUGGUGCCAGGGACGCAGCACUCCGUCGAGACGGUCGAGGAGGCGCGCGACUUCUGCCAGUCCAUCGGCUACCCCGUCAUCUGCAAGGCUGCCUUCGGCGGCGGCGGGCGGGGCAUGCGGAUCGUGCGCUCGGAGGACGAGCUGGAGACCAACUUCCUCUCGGCGUCGCGCGAGGCGACGACGGCCUUCGGCAACGGCGCGAUGUUCAUCGAGCGGUACGUCGAGUCGCCGCGCCACGUCGAGAUCCAGAUCAUCGCCGACGGCACCAACGCCACCCACCUCUUCGAGCGCGACUGCUCCGUCCAGCGGCGCCACCAGAAGAUCGUCGAGGUUGCGCCGUCGAUCGGGCUGCCCGAGUCGCUGCGCGAGUCGCUGUACGCCGACGCGAUCCGCAUCACCAAGGGUGCCGGCUACUUCUGCGCUGGCACCGUUGAGUUCCUCGUCGACCGGAAGACGAUUCAAGUGGAGCACACCGUGACGGAGGUAAUUACCGGCGUCGACCUUGUCCAGAUCGCUGCGGGGCAGAAGCUGCACGAGAUCGGGCUGUCGCAGGAGGACGUCGCGAUGAGGGGCUUCGCCAUCCAAGCUCGCGUGACCACGGAGGACCCGGCCGAGGACUUCCGGCCCGAUACGGCGCGCCUGUCUGCUAUAGCCGCAGCCACUCCCAGCUGCUCGGGACGCAUCCAGGUGUGGCGGCCGGCCGAGGGGUUCGGGAUCCGGCUCGACGGCGGCAACGCCUACCCGGGCGCUCGCGUGCUCGCGCACUACGACUCGAUGCUGAUGAAGACCAACAUCCCGUUCAUCCUCAACGUGCUCAAGCACCCCGACUUCGUCUCGGGGCAUGCCACGACUUCGUUCAUCGGAGACAACCCGCAGCUCCUCGACUUCACCGACGCGCGCGACCGCGGCCAGAAGCAAUACUUAGAGAGCAGCUCACCGAGAGUGCUGACUGAGGAGGGGCCCGAGGGGUUCGCAAAGGCGGUGCGGCAGAGCCAGGGUCUGCUGCUGACCGACACCACCUGGCGCGACGCGCACCAGUCGUUGCUCGCAACUCGCGUGCGCACCCGGGACAUCCUCGCCAUCGCGCCGCUCACGUCGCACGUGCUCGGAAAGUGCUACUCGCUGGAGAACUGGGGCGGCGCCACCUUCGACGUCUGCCUCCGCUUCCUGCGCGAGUGCCCGUGGGAGCGCCUCCAGCAGAUGCGAGAGGACGUGCCGAACGUGCCCUUCCAGAUGCUGCUGCGCGGCGCCAACGGGGUCGGCUACACCAAUUACCCGGACAACGCCGUCUUCAAGUUUUGCGACGUCGCCGUCAAGAACGGCAUGGACGUCUUCCGGGUCUUCGACUCGCUCAACUACAUGGACAACCUCAAGCUGGGCGUGGACGCCGUCGGCGCGGCGGGCGGCGUCGUCGAGGCGGCGAUCUCGUACACGGGCGACAUCUCCGACCCGAGCAAGGCCAAGUACACCUUAGACUACUACCUCGACCUCGCGCGGCAGCUCGUCGAGUGCCACAUCCACGUGCUCUGCAUCAAGGACAUGGCGGGCCUGCUCAAGCCCGCCGCCGCGACCACGCUCAUCUCGGCGCUGCGCAAGGAGUUCCCAAACUUGCCGAUCCACGUGCACACCCACGACACUGCGGGCACCGGCGUCGCCUCUAUGCUCGCUUGCUCGGCGGCGGGAGCCGAUGCGGUCGACUGUGCGGUCGACUCGAUGUCCGGCAUGACCAGCCAGCCAUCGAUGGGCUCCUUGGUCGCGGCGCUGCAGAACGGGGAGCGCGACACGGGCGUCGAGCUGCAGGAGCUGUCCAAGCUGAUCGAGUACUGGGAGACGGUGCGCUUCUCGUACGCCGCCUUCGAGUCGGGGCAGAAGAGCGGCUCGUCCGAGGUGUACGACCACGAGAUGCCGGGCGGGCAGUACACGAAUCUGCAGUUCCAAUCCACCUCGCUCGGGCUGGCCGACCAGUGGUCUCAGGUCAAGCGCAACUACGCCGCCGCCAACCGGCUGCUCGGCGACAUCGUCAAGGUCACGCCGUCGUCCAAGGUGGUGGGCGACCUCGCGCAGUUCAUGGCGGCCAAUGGCCUGGACGAGGAGGGGGUGCGCGCGCAGGCGGAGACGCUCUCGUUCCCCUCCAGCGUGGUGGAGUACUUCCAGGGAGCGAUCGGCAUCCCCCACGGCGGCUUCCCGCAGCCGAUGCAGGCUCAGGUGGUCAAGGAGCUGCCCGUCUUUGCGGGCCGGCCGGGCGCGGAGCUGCCGCCGCUGGAUUUGGACGCGUCCAUGGCGGCUCUCAAGGCCAAGUACGGCGACUCCACGAGCGAGACGGACCUCAUGCAAACGACGCCGCGCGUCUUUGAGCAGUUCAAGGCGGACGUUCACCACUUUGGCGACGUGUCAAAGCUGCCCACCCGCGCGUACAUCGAGCCGCUCGAGCUCGGCGAGGAGAUCUCCGUCGAGCUCGAGCGCGGCAAAACGAUUGGGAUCUCACUCGAGGCAAUCGGGAUGCUCAAUGAGAAGGACGCCACACGCGAGGCCACGAAGGUGCAGCGGCCAAAGGCGGACGGCGGCGACGUCAACAGCGUCGGUGCACCGAUGCCGGGCGUCGUCGUCGAGACGAAGGUGGCGCUCGGAGAGAAUGUGGCUGCUGGCACACCGAUGCUCAUCCUCUCGGCGAUGAAGAUGGAGACGGUGGUGGCGGCGCCGGUCGCGGGGCGCGUCGCGCAGCUGACGGUCGCGUCCGGCGACGACGUGCAGGCGGGCGAUUUGCUCGUCGAGCUGCAGUAA